AUGAAAGAUCCCCGAGCGUCGAAGCGGAGAAGAGUCUCCGAAGAACCCCCCGAAGAUGGCGACGGAGAUAUCGCAAUGGAAAGCGACGCUGCAUACUCAUCCCCUGCGGCUGUUGACGACUCUGAAGAAGACGAAGAUUACCGCGGACCCCGACAAUCGGCCUCACGACGUCGAUCUACUCGUGGCGGAAACAAAAAGGUACCGGCCGGGUUAGAGGAUGGCAGUGCACAACAACCAGAAACCCCCUCGAGAGGCACACGCACAAGUGGUCGCCAGCGCAAAACUCCUGCAAAGUACGAAGGCGAUGCCCCGACCCCAUCUUCGACUCGCAGGGCAGCUGCUACACCACGAAGUACCCGAGCGACGAAGAGUGCGCAGAAGUCCAGACAGAAGUCGCCGGCGGACGAGAACGACUCUGAUCUUGACGUUGAGAUGGAGUCGCCGAAACCCACGGCUUCGGUUUCUAGGACCAGGUCUCGACGGAGUACUGCUCGAGGAAGGACACAGCGCGGCGCAGACAAUGAGGAACAGGAGAGAUCCGCGUCGCCGGAAUAUCACGAUGGACUGGAUGAUCUUGUCGCCAUGCAACUCCAGCAGGGCCUCCAAAACCAGCCGGAGGUGCAAGAAUUCGCCGAGGUAGUCGAGGAGGAGCCUCUUCCCGAGUAUGUCGAGAAGAUGCAAAAUCUCUGCAAGGACGGCUACCACGAUGAGAUUCGUGCUCUUUCUACGGCCGUUUUGGAGAAACUCUCCGGCAAGCGACAGAUUCCUCUCCAGGGUCUAGAAGCCGAGUAUAACAAAGCCAACCACCUGAUCGAACAAACAGUGACAGUUGGCGAGGGAAACUCGAUGCUUCUUCUCGGCUCGCGUGGGUGUGGGAAAACAGCCAUGAUCGAAACGAUCAUUUCUUCGCUUGCGAAGGAACAUAGCAAGGACUUCCAUGUCGUUCGUUUGAAUGGUUUCUUUCACACUGAUGACCGCCUUGCUGUUCGUGAGAUGUGGCGUCAACUUGGCCGUGAGACCAACACCGAGGACGAUACUGCUAAAGUGAGCUCCCAUGCCGACACUAUGGCAACUCUAUUGGCUCUCCUGUCUCAUCCGGACGAGUUGUUUGGCGCUGCAGGGAAUGGGAACGCGGUGACGGCGGCGAAAUCGAUUGUCAUAUUGCUGGACGAGUUUGAUCUGUUCGUCACGCAUCCCCGACAGACUUUGCUAUAUAACCUGUUCGAUAUUGCCCAGGCACGAAAGGCGCCUAUCGCAGUCAUUGGAUUGACCACCAAGGUUGAUGUCACCGAGAUGCUGGAGAAGAGAGUCAAGAGUCGGUUCAGUCAUCGAUAUGUCUACGUUCCGCUCCCGAGAACCUAUGAUAUUUUUUCGGACAUCUGCAAAGCGAGCCUAGAUCUAGACGAGGACGAGGUGCAGCAGAUCACAGACCUUCUUAGCUCUCAGAACACUGUUCUAGAUAGCAAUCGCUGGCAAACACUGCUUGGGGGGGAAUUGUGGGAGGACAAAGAUUUCCAAUUCCACCUGAAGAGGAUAUACAACCAAACCAAAUCCGUGAAGGAGUUCCUCACCAGUGCACUACUCCCCAUCACCAAUCUCCACCUCAGCACCCACGGUGUUGACGAACCGUCCAUCCAAAUCCCAGCCCCAAAGCACUUCAGCUCCCAAUCCCUCUCCUGCCCUGACCCAGCUCCACUCCCAUUCUCAACAUCCGUAUCCGCCUCAUCAAGCUCCUCAUCCCUUCCACUAGCCCUGCUAGUGGCCGCCACCCGCCUGGCGGCUCUCUUCGACCCCGGAAACGAAGGCAUGCAAGCGCAGAGCCUGUCCCCACUUGCGCUCUCGUUCCCGGCAGCUUAUGCGGAGUAUGUGCGACUGCUCACUUCCGCUAAGACAUCUGCCUCUGUAUCUGGCGCGGCGGCUACGGCUGGCCGGGUCUGGGGGAGAGAUGUUUCGAGAGAGGCGUGGGAGAAAUUGGUUACUUGGGGUCUUGUUACUCCUGUUGGUUCUGGGAAUGGAACUGCUGAUGGUCAGAUGUUUCGGGUUGAGAUUAGUUAUGAGGAGGUUAUUGAUAUGGCUGGUUCUGGCGGCUCGCUAGGACAAUGGUGGCGGGAUGGUUGA
Molecule: messenger RNA, 2118 nt
Organism: Penicillium manginii
Lineage: Eukaryota; Fungi; Ascomycota; Eurotiomycetes; Eurotiales; Aspergillaceae
Product: origin recognition complex subunit 4
Exons: 2
Coding region: 1-2118 (705 amino acids)
Biological process (GO): DNA replication; DNA replication initiation
Cellular component (GO): nucleus; nuclear origin of replication recognition complex
Molecular function (GO): ATP hydrolysis activity; DNA replication origin binding
Source: RefSeq, a predicted model, not a curated record